AUGCUAAAAGGAAGUUUCUUCAAAAUAGAGCUGGGAGCUGAUGAGCUUUCAAGCUUAAGGAAACAUAGAUUUAUUGGAACAGACAACUCCAUCCUCUCGAAGUAUGUAAUCCAUCACUAUGUCAAAUGGUCACUAGAAAAAAUACCUGCAACAGUAGCCCCAAAUACACUAACUCUCUGUGGAUUUAUUGCAAUGGCAAUCAGCUUGGGCCUAACUCUGAUAUUUGAUCCCUACUUAUGCAACCCGCCCAGACUUCUUUCGUUGGUAAACUUUUUUCUGAUGUUUGUGUACUUUACAUGCGACAAUCUAGACGGUGCCCAGGCCAGGAAAACAGGGUCCGGGUCUCCUUUAGGACAACUUUUUGACCAUGGGGUGGAUUCAUGCUGUGCACUUGCCACAAGCAUAGCUCUUUCCUCUGCAUUCGGAUUUGGGCUAUCUCAGAAAUUCUUGAUAUUCACAUUGGCCAUCAUGAUCGAGUUCUAUCUUGCUGGAAUCGAGGAAAAAUUCACCGGGCACUUUGUUUUGGGAAAAAUCAGUGGAGCUUCAGAGGGCAUAGCAUUUGCUUUGAUAUCGCAUCUUAUUACCUCUCUAUGUGGAAAAGGCUUUUUCCAAUAUGUCUUUUCCGACGAGUUCCUCUGGCCCAUCAAAAAGACUUACUCCUUGAUCUUGAGAACAAACAACUUUAGUGCAAUCUCGGCAAUCAUUACUACAUGCCUGGUUGGCAAUACUAUAUUGACCUUGAUAUCGAUAGAAUCCAAAAUGCGUCCUCCAAGGAGACUUUCUUUAUACUCAACUUUUCUAAGGAUGAUGUCCCUCAUAGCAUCGUUCGUUGUUCUUCACAACACUCUCAGUACAGAAAGUUUGUGGAUACAAUAUCUAAACAUUUUAAUGUUUGGGCAGAUAUUUUCGAUAAAGUAUGUCAACGAGGUAUUUUCAUACAUCAUCGGAAAGGACUUGUUCCUGUUCAUCCCCGUGUAUUUGAUGUAUCUGAUGAUUUCCGUUGUCUUACAACUACAAAAUCCUAAGAAGUUCCGAGAAGCCUUUAUAGCUGUCUCUUUUGUCUUUUCCUCUGUUUACUACAUCUUGGUGGCUUCAAAAGUGAUCAUCACAUUCAAAGAAGCCUUGGGAAUCAGCUUUCUAACAAUCACAAAAAGAAAUAAGCCUGAGGCUGGAAGAUAG
Encephalitozoon intestinalis ATCC 50506 is the source of this 1179-nucleotide messenger RNA. RefSeq names its product sn-1,2-diacylglycerol ethanolamine phosphotransferase. The coding region runs from base 1 to 1179 and encodes 392 amino acids. The transcript has a single exon. Lineage: Eukaryota; Fungi; Microsporidia; Unikaryonidae. Gene Ontology annotation, biological process: phospholipid biosynthetic process. Gene Ontology annotation, molecular function: phosphotransferase activity, for other substituted phosphate groups. The record is from RefSeq and is a predicted model, not a curated record. Gene Ontology annotation, cellular component: membrane.